AUCCCCGUGGGCAUCUUAGGCGGCACGGGCCUCGUGGGCCGGGCGUUAGCCGCGCGCCUCCUGAGCCACCCCAUCUUCAGUCUGGGCCCCGUGCUCGGGUCGUCGGCGACCGUCGGCAAGUCCUUGGCCGACGACCACUACGGCGCCGCGCUCUGGGAGGCCGUGCCCUGCCCGCCGGGCCUGCGGGAGAUCACGGUGUCGUCCACCGAGGAAUUGAUGCGCUCCGGCGUCAAGUACGUCGUCAGCGCGAUCGCGCCGUCGCUCGGCCACAUCGAGGACGCGCUCCAGGCCGCGGGCAUCGCCGUCUUCUCCAUCUCGCCCCACGCGCGCCAGGUGCCUAGGAACCCGCUGAUCAUCCCCGAGGCCAACGGCGACGAGCUGCUCCACGCGAUCGCGACGGCGGCGGCCGAGGACAGCGACCCGACGAUCCCGCUCGUCAAGUCGCCGAACUGCGUCACCUGCGGCACGUCCGUCGUGCUGAAAGCGUUGGACGCGACCUACGGCGUCGUCGGCGUCUCCGUGACGACCUUCCAGGCGCUGAGCGGCCGCGGCGACGCCAAGUACGACCCGGGCUUGGUGGUGGGCAACGUCUACCCGCUCGCGGGCACGGUCGAGAAGACGGACGAGUACCAGCGCAAGGAGCUGCUGCGCAUCUUCCCGAACAUCGUGCGCUGCGCCGUGUCGGCCCACCGCGUGCCCGUGCAGACGGGCCACUUCGUCGACGUCAAGUGCCAGACGCGCAAGCCCGUGCGGUCGGUGGAGGAGGUCAAGGCGGUGCUCCGCGCGUUCGCGCCGCUCCGGGGCCUGGGCCUGCCGUCAAUGCCCAACGCGCCCAUCGUCGUCGUCGACGAGGUCGGCCGCCCGCGCCCGAAGCAGGACGGCAACUACGAGGGCGGCAUGUCCGUCUGCGUCGGCAACGUCCACACGAACGACGGCUUCUUCGACGUCACGCUGUCCAUCGUCAUCAACAACGUCGUCCGCGGCGCCUGGGGCGCGGCGCUGAUCAACAUGGAGCUCUAC
Messenger RNA from Aureococcus anophagefferens, 1020 nucleotides. RefSeq lists its product as hypothetical. Gene Ontology annotation, molecular function: aspartate-semialdehyde dehydrogenase (NADP+) activity; NAD binding; protein dimerization activity. The record is from RefSeq and is a predicted model, not a curated record. The transcript has 2 exons. Lineage: Eukaryota; Pelagophyceae; Pelagomonadales; Pelagomonadaceae. Gene Ontology annotation, biological process: L-threonine biosynthetic process. The annotation marks the transcript as partial.